Messenger RNA from Clunio marinus, 318 nucleotides. The record is from the annotation of a GenBank genome assembly. Lineage: Eukaryota; Metazoa; Arthropoda; Insecta; Diptera; Chironomidae.
AUGGGUUGGGCACACGAAAUGCUGCUUUUGCCUUUCGCUGAUAAAACAAGCAAUCAAGCAAAUGCCCCGCAUCCUGUGUCAGUUGACAUGUCAAUAAAUCUCAUUGUGGACGUCAUUCAAGCACCAAACCACUUAUCAUCAACGACGAUUUACAUACGAUUCAAAUAUGACGACGACAAGCAUGGUCGUUUGGCUGGCAGUCGCUGUAGGCCAUAUUCCAGUCUGUUGAGCAUAAUCAUUAGUCCAACCAUCGUCGCUAUUUUUUCUUUUUUUGCUGAAACGCUCAACGACUUCGGCCGAAUAUGUACAGAACAUUAA